This is a messenger RNA of Pecten maximus, 9678 nucleotides long. Its product is annotated as protein phosphatase 1 regulatory subunit 16A-like. The record is from RefSeq and is a predicted model, not a curated record. Bases 749 to 2767 code for a protein of 672 amino acids. Gene Ontology annotation, molecular function: phosphatase regulator activity; protein binding; enzyme inhibitor activity. Gene Ontology annotation, cellular component: cytoplasm. The transcript is spliced from 14 exons. Lineage: Eukaryota; Metazoa; Mollusca; Bivalvia; Pectinida; Pectinidae.
AUAUAUCAUCUCAGAUAUCUGGAGCCUCUAAGGGAUAUACUGCUUAUAUGUAGUAUGUUAUAUUUACAUGUACACCAGCCCAUGGCUCCGGACGGAUCACCCCUCUAAUUUUAACCCAAGUCUGAUGAAGCAUUCAGAUUCUGACACAGGUGAAUUACCAUGUAAUUAAUUAGCCUCGCAUGUAUACACAAGUACACUUCUGACACAUAAGUAUGACCAUGACCCCAUGGCCACCAUUAUAUCUUUAACAGUGCAUAUGAUCACCACCAACAUCACCCAGUCACCCUGCUGAGUAUGUGCUGGUCUCUCUCAUAGCCAGUAUUGGCCUUGCCCUAUCAUGUGUAGUUCUCACGAUCAGAGGAUAUUGGCAGGGGAUGUAGACAGCUUCAUAUCCAGCUGGUUGUUGGACUUUUCAGGAAAUUGUGUCUUUUGUGAUUUACCUUAGAUUUGUGUUUGGACUACUUCACAUGUUGUUGACUGGUCCAGCUGUAGUGGCCUGAACUUGACCACAGCUGGUCAGUGGUGGACAGUGGUACUCUAGGAUUAUGUAAUAUCUCUUGUUUCCUAGUUAAUCAGCUGAUAUGACCUGGCAGGUAGUGGUCUGACUACUGUCACCAUGGAUACUCUUGGCUGACCUUGUGCGACCUUGUGGAUUGCCCAGGAUGAACCGCCUGUGACAACAGGAAAGACUACUGUGUUGAACCCACCUCAUACCAUUCAUUGAGCCAAGAGAAAUCCACAUUCCAAAAUGACGGACCACCAGGAUUUAAUCGCAGAGAUUGCCUCUGUAGAGAAGAUGGCCACACAGGAUCGACUGAAACAUGCAAAGAAACGUCGAUCCCAGCAGCUUAAAAAAUGGGCAAACUAUGAAAAGCAACUAGAAAAGGAUUCAAAACGUAAAAAAUCAAAAACUCAACAACGAAGGAGUGGGAACCGGGCUAGGGUGCGAUUCCCUGGCAAGAUUGUUCUUCUGGAAGCAGCCGCCAGGAACGAUAUUGAUGAUGUACGGAGACUUUUGACCCAGGGAGUGAACCCUAACUCCACCAAUGAGGAUGGACUGACAGCCCUUCACCAGUGUUGUAUCGACGACAGUGAAGAGAUGCUGAAGCUUUUGCUAGAGUUUGGCGCCCAGGUGAAUGCUCAGGACAGUGAGAUGUGGACAGCGUUACACGCCGCCGCCACCUGUGGUCAUGUGCACCUCUGUAAACACCUCAUAGACAAGGGGGCAGAGCUUUUAGCUGUGAAUGCUGAUGGAAACAUGCCAUACGACAUUUGUGAGGAUGAAGUGACCUUGGACUAUAUAGAGACAGAGAUGGCUAAGAGAGGCAUCACGCAGGAAGAGAUAGAUGAUACCAGAUUGAUAGCAGAGAAAGAAAUGUUAAAAGAUAUGGAGUACAUUGUCUCUCAGAAUGGCAACUUGGAGUAUUACACAGAGAACGGUACAACUCCUCUCCACAUCGCAGCUGCCAAUGGCUUCAUACAUGUAGCUGAAUUUCUGUUGGAUCAUCAUGUUUCUGUGGAUAUGAGAGACCGGGACUCGUGGCAACCAAUCCAUGCUGCAGCUUGUUGGCUUCAGCCUGAAAUGAUAGAACUACUAGUAAGGAAUGGUGCCGAUAUUGACUCUAAAUCCAAAAAUGGCGAGACUCCUUUUGAUUUGUGUGAGGACGCUGAAAUAAAACAGAAGAUCCUAGACAUGAAGGAUGAGAUAGAGAACAACAAAGCCAGUCGAUCCAAAGACAAUGUCCGACGACAUAAACACAACACAAGAUCGGGUACCUCUUCCACCUUCUCUAAUAGUUCCGCCUCAUUAUAUAGUUCCAGUACCUCUCUGAGUGACAAACCACACAGACAUAAGGGAGCAAACCAAGAACAGCACCUCAGUGCCUCCAUCAGGAGAAGUAGUAUGCGUGGGGAGAAAAAUCCACUGUUUAUGAAGGAAGCCAAAGAGGAGGCGCUGCAUUUUGGAUGGAGAAAGGAUAAUAAUGACGAUAUUGUGGAAGAUGAAAAGGAAAACCUUCCCUCAACAAAUAUUGAUGAUGUGCAGCUUAUAAUUGAUGAUGGUGCGGAAGACAAGAGGAAGCAGCCCCAAUCCUUGAUCGAAACUUCACUCAACGGCAACACUGACACUGUCGAGUACACUCGCAUGAUUUCAGAUACCAUAGACAUUCGUAAGCAACAGAACAGAAAUAGUAAAUCGAAAUCACCUAAUGAAACAAAAACUGUGAAUCGAACUUCUACUACAGACAGACCUUCUGCCCCAGACCAAACAGCCAAUCAGCAGUCAGGUCAAGGGACAGCUCACCAGGGGGGUCCUGGGUUAACUAAGAAACGCAGCUUUACACGAAAGUCAGAACAAAGCCCACCGCAAAGGCAGAAGGCAGAACCAUUGGAAGAGGAGCAGCUUACUGAAGAGGAAGAUGGUGAAGGAGAAUCUGGGUCAAAGGUCAGGUAUCCCUCAGGAACGCCCUCGAUUACUUUGUCUGACCUGAAAAAGCACAGGUCUGAGUCGCGUAGUCGUGAGAACAGUGUAAUUGACACGCAGGUGCAGAACCUAUUCCUUAGUAGCCUCAACAGUAACAACAAGAAAUACAGCAGUUCUUCACUCCCCAGGGGGGACAACUCUGAUCACCAUACUGAUAGCAACGGCCACAAUAACAAUAUGAAGUCUUAUCCUAAUCAUUCAGAAAAUAUAAGGCGCUUCACUGCACCCGGUCAUUCACCAGCUGUUGGAGGAGAGGAGAAGCAAGGCUGCUGUGUCAUUUUGUGAUGCAUGCUGGGGGGGUGUUAGAUGUUCUCUUUAUAUGCAACAAAUGAUAUAACUGCAGGAAUGGUAAAAUGGUUACCAUGUAAAUUAAAGAAAUCAUUGCCACAGGAACUACCAAGGGAAUUGUUACCAUGGGAAUCCCUAGCCAGUGAAUCAUUGAUACAUGAAUUGUUACCAUGGGAAUCUUUGUAAUGGAAAUCGUGAACCCAGACCUUUCCUACUGGAAUCAUGACCAUGAGGAUUUUUUACCAUGGAAAUCAUCAAAGCAGUUCUAUGUGAAAUCAGUAGUUUUGUUGAACAUGUAAAGUGACAUUUAAGAUAUUUUUGGAAUUCGAGACUGAUCUAUUGUUCUAUAUUAUUAUAUGUAUUAUCAUUGGAAAAUUUUAAGUGGAUCAAGUAGCAAACAGGAUCAAAUGACCCCAUGACAUUGACUUCCAUAUACAGAAGUCAGGUAUGUUUUUACUAGUGUAAACUGGCACCCAAUAAUCCAAGUUGGGCACUCAAAAUAAUGAGGACAUCAAGAAUUCAUAUAGAAACUCUUCAUGUUGAUAUGACAAGGGGAAAGAUCAACGUCUGAGCUAUAUUGUUAACUAGGAACUUGUAACCAUGCCGACUAUGGUAUGUUACUAGGGGUAUCUAGUAACCAUGCCGACUAGGGUAUGUUACUAGGGGUAUCUAGUAACCAUGCCGACUAUGGUAUGUUACUAGGGGUAUCUAGUAACCAUGCCGACUAUGGUAUGUUACUAGGGGUAUCUAGUAACCAUGCCGACUAUGGUAUGUUACUAGGGGUAUUUAUCAAGGAGUAAACCUAUCAUAGAACCAUUAACAGUACUACAUCUGUAUAGGACAGGAUGUCAGAUUACACAGGUUCAGUAUGCUUGGAUAUAAUUCUGUGACUAUAAGGUAUAUACAGGUUUAUAUUGAUAAAGGAAUGUAAUACAGGUAUAUCUAGGUACAGAUUGAUAUACAGGUGUAUCUUGGUACAGGUGUAUAGAAAGGUAUAUCUUGGUACAGGUAAAUGGACAGUUAUGAUUUAUUACAGGUGUGUGGAAAUGUCCACUAAAGAGUCCGAGGAGAUCCAUAAUAUCAAAGAUUCUGUACCUUAAUCUGAAACUGGUUUUAUUAAGGUAAUAAAUCUAUAGUAGAUAGAUAUUAUUUAUUGCACUGUAGCUUUGCAGAACUAGCUUUGAAUAUUAAUGAAAUUAAUAAUCACAGAAGUAAAAGUGAAAAUAAUCUGAGUAGAUGUAGGCAGCUUAAACAAGUCCUCAAAGCAUGAGUAUGUCCUGUUGAGGCCACACAAUACCGAGGGAUUCUCUCAGCGAUUUCAAUAGUAUUCAAUUACAGGUCUUAACCAAAUGCUCAAUUAUUGAUAAAGAUUUUUUUCUAUGUAGUUUUGUGAUGAGAAUGUUCUAUUGUUUUUUUCCAGUGAUAGGUCCAAUGGUUAUUACUUAGUUUUGUCAAUAAGAAGUGUAUAAUACUGUACGUGAAAACUUCCUCAGAAAUCAGACAGACAGGACUUGUCUCCGAAUAGGUUAUGAAAUGGGAUGGUCUUAUUCCUGAGUGUGGACUUAUCAUCAGUAAAAUUGGUGUUAAACUGAGAGAAAACUUUUUGUGAUGUACCGAUCUUCCUGUUCAUGUACCAGUAUAGAUAUUAACUAAUUGAGUGCUAGGAGUUUAAAGACUGGAAGUUUUUUUUUUUUUGUUUUUUUUUUGUUUUUUUUUUUUUUAAAAAGGUUGUGAAUUUUACUGUAUAAUAUGUAGUGUAUAUCAGAAGUGGAUUUUUGUAUCUUAGUUGUCUCCCUUUAUUUUGUUUAGUAUAUAUUGAUUAAUUCACUAGAUAAUGAUAUGCAUCAAUUAUCACAUUUGACUGUAUGAGGAUACAUUCCUAAAUUUGUAUGUAUAGUGAUACCAAUAUCAUUACAAGUCACAGAAAUCUCAGACUCCCUGAACCUUUUUGUUUUAAGCAUGAAAGCAUCUUAAAUACUAUUUUAUUUGAAUAUUGAUUUCAUUAUAUUUACCAAGGAUUUAGAUACAAAUAUAACAAUGCAUAGGAAAAUUAGUCGAGAAAAUAUAGGAUAUAAUAAUUAUAUUGAAAACUUUUUGGAAUAAAUUCUAGUUUGUAUAGAUGAAGGCUGCUGGAGUUGUCUCCCAUAUGUGGAGUUACUCCGAUAGACUCUACAGCAAAAAAGUUUGAUAUGGAAACUUAAUUAUUUGGAAUCUGAUCAUUCAUAAAAGUAUUUUUGUAUAAUUUAGAAUUUACAGAGUAAAUUUUCAUCAAACCUGGAAAGUAGUUGUUAGCUUACAAUUGUUUGUUUUGAAGAUAACCCAAAUAUUACUAUCACUAGUACAGAUUUAUUACUUUUUGAGAACAUUGUAUUCAUUGAUAAAUAAAUUGCAUAAUGAAUUAAUAAUUUGAGUGCACAAGUGCAAUAUCCAGUGUAUUACGACUGUUGUCUCUCCCACAGAUAUAUGUAUUACAGCUGUCGUCUCCCCGAGAUAUCUGGGUUCUACAUUCCCCGCAUUACAGGUGAUGCAAUAUGUAAUGAUGAUAAAACAAUACCACGCUUAUAUAUAUAUUUUAUAAUUAUCUGCACUUGGUAAAACUUAUCAUCUAAUUGUCGAUAGAUUUCAUUUAGAACUAUGUUAUCCUUCAUAUUGUUACCUGACUUAUUACCAGUCUAUUCAGAUGACGUGAAGUAGGCCAGUUAACACAUGUACAUUGAUACAUGUAUAAGGUACAGAUAUGUAUGAUAUAGGUAUAAGUUUACAUUCCAGUUGAUUGGCCAGUGGUACAGUUGUUUUAUGACUUUGGCUGAUUAUCAUUGUAGAGUGUAACUAUUUGGUCCUGUAGUUAUAGACAAAUGACAAAAAAGUGUUUUGCUACAACUGAGUCAAAUGCAGAAAUCUGACAUUAUUGUGAUGUGGUUACAGCGAAAAUUUGGUACAGAAACCAGAAAUCAGACAUUGUCGUAGUGUUGUUACAGCCAAGUCAGGUACAGAAAUCAGACAUUGUCGUAGUGUGGUUACAGCCAAGUCAGGUACAGAAAUCAGACAUUGUCGUAGUGUUGUUACAGCCAAGUCAGGUACAGAAAUCUGACAUUGUCAUAGUGUUGUUACAGCCAAGCCAGGUACAGAAAUCAGACAUUGUCGUAGUGUUGUUACAGCCAAGUCAGGUACAGAAAUCAGACAUUGUCGUAGUGUUGUUACAGCCAAGUCAGGUACAGAAAUCAGACAUUGUCGUAGUGUUGUUACAGCCAAGCCAGGUACAGAAAUCAGACGUUGUCGUAGUGUUGUUACAGCCAAGCCAGGUACAGAAAUCAGACAUUGUCGUAGUGUUGUUACAGCCAAGUCAUGUACAGAAAUCAGACAUUGUCGUUAUGUGGUUACAGCUAAGUCGGGCACAGAAAUCAGACAUUGUCGUAAUGUGGUUACAGCCAGGUCAGGUACAGAAAUCAGACAUUGUCGUGAUGUGGUUACAGCUAAGUCAGGUACAGAAAUCAGACAUUGUCGUUAUGUGGUUACAGCUAAGUCAGGUACAGAAAUCAGACAUUGUCGUAGUGUGGUUACAGCCAAGUCGUGUACAGAAAUCAGACAUUGUCAUAGUGUGGUUACAGCCAAGUCGGGUACAGAAAUCAGACAUUGUCGUGAUGUGGUUACAGCCAAGUCGUGUACAGAAAUCAGACAUUGUCGUAGUGUGGUUACAGCCAGGUCAGGUACAGAAAUGAGACAUUGUCGUGAUGUGGUUACAGCCAAGUCAGGUACAGAAAUCAGACAUUGUCGUGAUGUGGUUACAGCCAAGUCGGGUACAGAAAUCAGACAUUGUCGUAGUGUGGUUACAGCCAAGUCGGGUACAGAAAUCAGACAUUGUCGUAGUGUGGUUACAGCCAAGUCGGGUACAGAAAUCAGACAUUGUCGUAGUGUGGUUACAGCCAAGUCGGGUACAGAAAUCAGACAUUGUUGUAGUGUGGUUACAGCCAGGUCAGGUACAGAAAUCAGACAUUGUCGUAGUGUGGUUACAGCCAAGUCGGGUACAGAAAUCAGACAUUGUCGUAGUGUGGUUACAGCCAAGUCGGGUACAGAAAUCAGACAUUGUCAUAGUGUUGUUACAGCCAAGUCAGGUACAGAAAUCAGACGCUGUCAUGAUCAUAUCAUCAACUUUCAUUUUGUAACCUUAUUGUUUUCAAUAUGUUUGGUAUAUAUUUAGUUAUGUUUAUUUUUAUUCACCGAGCUCACCAUCCAUCUUAAUAUUUAUAUUUGAAUUGUUGUUCAGACUUUGGUUUCACAAAACAUCUUAUUAACUAAUAUUUUCACUGUUACCUUAAUUUUGUCUUAGUUAAGGGAAACCAAGGCCUGUUGACUGUUGUAUUAACCUGGAGUCAAUUGUGGAUAAAGACAAAAGACAAAGAAAUAUGGAUGUGUUUGAUGGAAUGGAAGAUUUCUUUUAUGUCUAUUUUUCAAUGUUGUAAAUUGAAAGGGUUGAAAAAUAUCAAAAUUUAUAUUUCUGUACAACUUAUAUUGAGAUUUUUACAUGUUUUUUUGAGAGUCUGUUCCUGAUAUCUUAACACUUAUUUUUAGCUAACAUCCUAAGUACCGUAAAUAGCCAAUUUUUUUUUAAAUUUUUUUUUUUUAUACAAUUUAAAAUAUUAUGAAGGUUUAUGUACUUAUACAAGAUUCUGCUAAACCAUUUAUCAUAGACAUUGCUGUCUCUAUUUUCUGCUGGGUUUUCUCACUAAUUCAGAUCCAUAUACUUCUCCAUGACAAUUAAAUUCAGUGAAGAAAUUAAACUUUCAUCUGUGUAUAGAGGAUUACAGUAAGCAAACAAAUUUAAGUUAUUUUAUUUAAGUAAAUUUUAUGCAGAAAUUACUUCAGUAGGGUAUGACUGUGCAACUUUCAUUUUCUAUAACAAAUAUUCAUGGUGUACUGUAAUGUAUGCUUAUCUGUUAAACUUUGAUAAGGCAUUACAAUUUUGAGUGGAUUUAUAAUAAUAAGGAUGUAUGCAAUAUUAUAUAUCUUAUAAGUGAUCAGGCCAUUAUGUACAGCUAUUGUAUUAAAGCUGUAUGAUGCUAUAAAAUACUUCACAAAAUCUCCUUCAAACAUGGCGUAUGGUUCCUUUUCUUAAUGAUAAGCCCUCAGACAGAUACAUGAUAUCUAAACAAUAUUAUGAUAUAAGUAACUUAAAGAAUUCAUUAGAUAAAAUGAUAUGCAAAUGAAUCUCCCAAAACAUAAGCAGUUACAGUAUUUUGCAUAUUGAGUUUGAUCUACUUGGUGUUAACAUGGACAGUAUAGAUACAGCACAUAACAGAUGGUGAAGGAAUCGUGAAUCCUAGACUUGGAAAUAAUUCAAGGUCAGUUUCUGUCAAUCAGACCCACGAUACAACAUUUAUCUGUCCAAGGUCAUUUUCAUUAUGUGAGGGUAUGUGUUACUGGGAUUUGUAUGUCUAAAUGAAAUUUCCACUACAAGGCAAGCCUCAAAGUGUUCCAAGGAAAUGUUUUAAGUGAAUAAGAAUCUAAUUUCCAUUAAUUUAUUAAUCUGGAAAACUGGAAAAGAAGACAUCAGGCUCUGUACCAUAUACAUGUACUGUCAAAAAAGACUACAAGGAAAACAUUUCUUGUGAAAGUUUCUCAUAAUAAAUUAACUUAUGAAUUUCAAAGUGCUGCUGUGCAAUAGUUUUAAAUAAGAAAUGCAUAAAGAUUAUCAUUUCAAUUUAACAAUCAUUGUAUGAGAUGUGAUGAGUUUGAAAGUCGAUGAACACAUAUACUUCAGUAUAACUGUAAGAUAGCCAUGUCUAGCUGGAUGAGAUACUGUGCUGUAUGAUCUAUUGUUUGCGUACGGUCUGUAUCUCGGUUCCUAAACAUGAGUGUCACAGGGUACAUAAAUAUUGGUUGAGAGACAACUCAGAAAGAGUACCGGUACUGUAGCUUGUGGGUAUGUGUUGAAUAAAUAUACAUGAUCUGCAGGAUGGGAGUUCAGCGAUAGGGUUUAUUACAGACAGUAUGGUAACAAGGCAUAUCAAUUUAUUAUGGACAGUAUGUUAAAAAGGCGACCGGAUUUGUUAUAGACAGAAUGGUUAAAAGUCAGCUUGAUAUAAACAGUAGAGCAAAUAGAACACUUAAUUUAUGAUAGAUGGUACAGUAAAAUUGUAGACUGAGUAUGGUAAAAAGGGGGCUGGAUUUGUGACAGUACGGUAAAACGGGGACUCGAUUUAUUAUAGACAGUACUGUAAAAGGGGACUUGAUUUAUUAUAGACAGUAUGGUAAAAAGGGGGCUGGAUUUAUUAUAGACAGUACGGUAAAAAGGGGACUUGAUUUAUUAUAGACAGUACGGUAAAAGGGGACUCAAUUUAUUAUAGACAGUACGGUAAAAGGGGACUCGAUUUAUUAUAGACAGUACGGUAAAAAGGGGACUUGAUUUAUUAUAGACAGUAAGGUAAAAGGGGACGUGAUUUAUUAUAGACAGUACGGUAAAAAGGGGGCGUGAUUUAUUAUAGACAGUACGGUAAAAGGGGGACUGGAUUUAUUAUAGACAGUACGGUAAAAGGGGAAUUGAUUUUAGUAGAGUAACAAGUAGUGUUAUCUAUAUAUCCCUCGUGUUCAUGUGUAUGUCAAUGAAGUGUUUCUCCAUCUUAGAAUGAAAGAUAUUAACGUUGAGUGUGAAUUCUAUUUUAUCAUCCUAUUGUUUUGCUGUUAUGGUACAACAUUUUAUAUUGAUUAUAUAUAUAUAUACGUUUAUACAGUAUUGUAAAUAUCUUUAAAACGGCUUGUAAAUAAACAAACAGAGUACCAUGUGUAUAGGCUAAACUUCUUAAAGGAAAUUGUAUUCUUCAAGGGAGCUCACUCUUGUUGUAAUAGUAAGACUUGUUAACUAUUGGACUGAUUGGGAAUACAAUGCACUACAUAAACAUUUUUAUAAGAUC